Molecule: messenger RNA, 2668 nt
Organism: Cadophora gregata
Lineage: Eukaryota; Fungi; Ascomycota; Leotiomycetes; Helotiales; Ploettnerulaceae
Exons: 2
Coding region: 601-2109 (502 amino acids)
Source: RefSeq, a predicted model, not a curated record
AAUUUCUCACUAUUUCACUUGUACACAUGCUAUGGUUCAUCAGGUAGUUUCGAGAACUAUGGCUGACCUUCUAGGAACUGUUAGGAGUAGUAUCUCCACCUAGAAAGGGAAGCUCAAGGCACCAAGCUCAGCCAUACAAUUGCGGCUGAGGUGCAUCUCCAGCCUCAUUAUCUAUGAGUUGCUAUUUGCUGGCUUUCUGGCAAUAUUUAUCCUAGGCACCCAAGGCUGCCAAUUUGCACAGCUCAUCAAUCUCCUUCAUUGUGCCAGACAGAAUUCUACUAUACUGGCUGUUUGGCAUGAUCAGUCUGUUACCAAAAUGCAGCUGUACGAAUAUGCAGUGAUUCAGAGCCGCUCAAAUGUUAUUUAAAGCACGCGCUUCUCUCUGAUCGCCCCAAGUACGACGCGAUAUCAUACGCAUGGGGAGACCCUAGCAAACCAAGAGAGAUUCUCUGCUCUGAGACUUACUCUAUCCCCAUCACCGAGAGCCUCUUCACAGCUCUCCGACAUCUGCGCCAUGAGAAUGAGGAGAUCGCCAUCUGGGCAGAUGCUGUAUGCAUCCAUCAGGGCUCUGACACGGAAAAGAAUCACCAGCUCGCUUUGAUGGGAAAGAUCUAUUCAAAAGCCGCACGAACUUUGGUUUGGUUGGGGGUAGACAAAACCGACUGUGCAGCUCAUGCGUUCCAACAAAUCUCUUACUUGUCCCAGAGCGUAUUGAGAGGUGCCACCUCAAAUGAAGAUGUUCGUCAACGAGUCCUCGUUGCAUAUCAAGACGAGGGCUACGAGAAUUUUGAAGCGUGGUACAUGACAUUCAUCGAUAUGAUUGCGCCCAUCCUCGGAAGCUCGUAUUUCUACCGCCUUUGGGUGGUUCAAGAAUUUGCCCUGGGGAGGAACACACAGCUCGUGUUUGGUACAGCAAUGGUGUCGAUGUACGAGUUUAUCUCCGUCAUGUAUGACUUCGCAGGUCUCGAACAAGGAUCUUUAUUCCAAGAAAGAUACAACUUCCAUGCUCUAUGCAAUCUCUUGGACAUGGAUAGCAUCAGAAGAAGCUAUCAAGAAAGGAUAUCCUUUGACACCAACGCUAUCAACAUUUCAAGAGCAACCAGUGUUCCCCGAAUUCUCGAGUUAAUUCGUCAAACCGAGCGUCAAUUCUUCACUGAUCCCAGGGAUCGCUUAUUUGCAAUACUCAGCCUUACUACAACGCCUGGAUUCUCUGCUGAUUAUACUUUGACCGUUGAGGAGACAUUCAUGGGGUUCGCUUCCUGGACUUUAACUUCGUUUCCAAGUCUCGCCCUCCUAUCAGUCGCUCGCGGCUUAUCAAAUACAAAAUUCGAGCUGCCCUCAUGGACUCUUGCUCCCGACAUGGCUGGGCUCGACUCCGUAGAAUUGACAGGACCUUGGGAAGCUCCGCCCCGACUGUCUAAUAUGCCGCCCUGUGGACUACCCAUGAGCUUUCUACAUGUUGGCCACUUCAAGGCUUCUGGAAUUGGCCCAUUGGAGAUUGUGCCUGACUACAGUGUAUAUUGGUCAAUUGGAGCUGAAAACGUCCUUCAACUAAAAGGCUACAUUCUUGACAGUGUUCACACCAGAGGUGAUCGUUGGCUAAACACUGCGACCUCGAGAGACAGGCGUCGGUCCCUGAUCGAAGCAGUCACCCUCGCCAAUUGCGAGACCCUAGAUUUUGGAGACGACAGAUACCGGCGAUUCUGCGCGGCAAUGACUUUCGAGCUGAGCAGAAACGAUACGCCCGCGCUUCCCACCCAGCAUGCAGAUUUCAACCAAUAUAUUCGUGGAAUAAUAUAUGGUUCUGAGACCAGAGGACAUCGCGAGGAGAUCUGGGACGACGAUGCGAUCUUUACAGAGAUGUAUUCACGGUGGGCACGGUAUCGUUUCUUCAGCCUCACUACUUCGGAUCGCUUCGCUUGGGUUCCACAUCUGGCAGAGUCCGGUGAUAAGAUCUGCAUUGUACGAGGAUCGCGUAUACCGUAUGUUCUUCGACCGCAGCCAGAUGGCAGAUUUGUGCUGGUUGGGGAAUGUUGGAUUCAAGGGUACAUGCGAGGCGAGGCACUGGAUUUGCCUGGGUUCAGGUGGGACGAUAUAUUCUUAGUGUGAGGAAUUUUCAGAUUUGAGAGAUGAGAGAUUAUGGCUCUCAUUGGAAUCUGGAAGACUGGUAUGAUAAUGAACUAUGUAUAUUGUUUUUCAUGGAUGAGCUAGGUCGCGUCGAUUGAUUGAUUGUUGUAUUUAGAGUAUAGGAAGAGCUCGCUUAACCGGGGUGAAGAGAACUGCGACGUGCAACACAAGCUCUUAGAUGGAGCUAGUUGGGUUGUUGCAUGGUUGGUUAAAACGCGAGUAGUGAAAGGUGAAUGGCUGGCUUGCUGGAUUUGGUUUGGUGGUGACGCUCGACAGGGAGUUCAGGUCCACGAUGGCAAAGAGAGACAGAUAGCUUGCGGGUUUCGAGGAUAUGUUGAUAACUGACUUUCAUGACCAUGACAUCUAGAUUGGAGACAAGUACAGUAUUGUAUGAAGAGGCUGCACUCAUACUCUGUUUCAGUGUAUUUUGCUGACGGAGAAACAGAAAUCGCUGGACGCAGCUGCUUGGGCAUAGAACUUGAAGGAUAAUGUAAUAUGGUUUCAUUUUAGAUAUCAAGUACUAGCUAGCAUAUAGAAGAGU